Vigna unguiculata (cowpea) is the source of this 654-nucleotide messenger RNA. RefSeq names its product non-specific lipid-transfer protein 1-like. The record is from RefSeq and is a predicted model, not a curated record. Lineage: Eukaryota; Viridiplantae; Streptophyta; Magnoliopsida; Fabales; Fabaceae. Gene Ontology annotation, molecular function: lipid binding. Gene Ontology annotation, biological process: lipid transport.
AGGAACAAAGCAAUAAAUUCCACGUCCAAGCAAAUAAACAUUACAACAACUCUCCAAAUUGUUAAUCUGGGUUCUGAUGGGUGCUCUCAAACUUGCAAGCGUGGUUGCGGUGAUGUGCAUGGUGCUUGUGACUGCACCCUUGACACAUGCGAUCACGUGCGGCCAAGUGACCAGUGCCAUAUCCCCAUGCAUAGGUUACCUUCGGGGUGGCGGCGGAGUGCCGCCGGCACAGUGCUGCGGAGGAGUGAGGAGACUCAACAGCGCGGCGAGGACCACCGGCGACCGCCGGACCGCGUGCAAUUGUCUGAAAUCCUUAGCUGCUUCCUUUUCUGGGCUUAAUUUGAAUACUGCAGCUUCACUCCCAGGAAGAUGUAGAAUGAGGAUCCCCUACAGGAUUAGCCCUUCCACCAACUGCAACAGGAUCAGGUGAUGGCUAAUUGAUCCGGAGAAGAAAAAAAAAUGGAAGGUGUAUGUAUUAUAUAUGACUGUGUCGUAGAACUAAAUAAAUCAAAGGGUGAUGAACACUUAUGAGAGUGUUCUUUGUAUCAUUGUGUAGUAACUUCAAACUUUGUUCCAGUUAUGUUACUGUGAUCACUGAAAUUUGUCCAUGUUGUUUGGUUUCAUUAAUAAUGGCAACCAUGUUUUUCUUUUUUU